AUGGCGUUUUGUGAGAAGAAGCUGUUGCCCGCCCCACCCCCGCUAUGUCUGCAAAACCCACUAAAUGGAGGUGCAAAAGCAAACAGACACUACUUCCCUCAACCCACCCACCUGCAAAAAGAAAAGGGGGUAGAAUUUCCCGUGUUAGAAGCAGUCGUGUCUUCUCACCAGGGGCAUGUUGGUCUGGAUCCCCUUCCCGGCCAAAUGCCAGAGCAUCCCCCACCCCAGGUCCCAGAGGACGCGCAGCCCAAUCUCUCCCUCCCUUUCCAACGUCCCUCCACCCUGGGCUGCUGGCCUAUUGGGGGUAGGGUUCCCGAGGCGCGAGGCGCACGUGGCGCCAAGGCCCUGGCGACUCCCGACGCCGAGAGGGGGGCGGCACGGGGAGCUGGCCAGGGCCCCCGCCGGCGUGGGGCUCUCACUUCCCCUUGCCAACGGACGCGGGCGCAGGUGCCCAGGCCGGGCCCCGCAGGCGGGGCGGGCGCUGCGGACACGCCCUCGCCGUCAGUCCUCGCUGGCGGCCGGGAGGAAGCGCCGGAGCCGCGGCCGGUCCUGCGCCAGCGCCGCGCCCCUCCCGCCCCGCGCCCAGGGACUCGCCGGGCGCCGGCUCCGGGCAGCCGCACGCGGCGAGGAGGGGAUGCGACUGCGGCCCACGGCAUGGCAGCCUCAGGGGUGCUGGGAGGAUGCGACAUCCUCAUCGUCUACAGCCCGGAUGCCAAGGAAUGGUGCCAGUACCUCCAGGACCUUUUCCUGUCCAGCCGGCAGAUCCGCAGGCAGAAGAUGCUGACGCACAGGCUGGGCCCCGAGGCCUGCUUCUCCGCCGAGGACCUGCACCUCUUCCUCAGCGCCCGCUGCGUGGUGGUGCUGCUGUCAGCGGAGCUGGUGCUGCAGCUGCGGCGGCCGGCCCUGCUGCCCCCAUUGCAGAGGGCCUUCCAGCCUGCGCACCGCGUGGUGAGGCUGCUCUGCGGCGUGCAGGACAGCCCUGAGUUUCUGAACUACUUUCCAGAUUGGGCCCACUGGCAGGAGCUUACCUGUGACGACGAGCCCGAGACCUACGUGGCGGCCGUGAGGAAGGCCAUUUCUGAAG
Oryctolagus cuniculus (rabbit) is the source of this 1084-nucleotide messenger RNA. Lineage: Eukaryota; Metazoa; Chordata; Mammalia; Lagomorpha; Leporidae. The record is from RefSeq and is a predicted model, not a curated record.